AUGCGACAAGACAUCAUGCUCGGCAGACUGAUACUGCUGUCUGCCCUUUGUAUGGUAGCAGCCACACAAACAACUACAGCCGGAUCUCUGAGUGCUGUAUCACCGAAGGAAACAGAUCAAACGACUGCUGUUAUAUCGACAACUGAAACGACGGAUGAUUUGAACAAAACGACAGAGGAACCAAACACCACUAUCAACGCAGCAUCUGCAGAAGCAAAAACGACUGCAGAAGCUCCAACGCCAACAACGGCUGUACUCACAACACGUGCAGAACUAACAACCGUGAGUGCUGCAACAACUGAGGCACCAAACACUGUGAUUUAUACAACAACCGCAGGAACAACUGAUGUGCCUACAACACCUGAAGCCUCAACAUGGACUGCCAGUGCACCACGCACAACACCAGCAACGUCCAUCCCUGCUACAUCUGCAGCUGUUGUAGCACCAACAACUUCUGACGGUAUAACAAACACAACACCUCUAUCUACUAGAGAACUGACUGCAGCUGCAUCCUCAAAACUAACAAAUACUGCUGGUGCAACACAGACGUCUAGUGAUUUAACAUCUGCAACAUCCACUUCCCUGAACAUCCCUGAAACUACUGAAACAACAAGUAACAUCCCUACUACACCUGACACACAGACAAUGAAUGUUCAUCCACCAGCAUUACCGCAAACUACUGUCAAUGCUAAAACUGAAGCAAAAACAAAUACUGUCUCAGCAACAUUUGGUGAAUUAAGUGCACAUCCUCAAACACCAAGAGUCAUUUUAACAUUGACUUCAACACCUGGCAUUCAAGCAGGACCUUCAGAAAGAACAGCUAGUAUCUCUACAACACCUUCAGAACGAAUGACUGCUGGUGCAUUGCGAGAAGAAACACAGACUACUAAUGAUACGGCAUCUGCGACAUUGACUGCUGUCGCUGAAACCUCUGAAGAACCGACCACUACGUUCCCUGGAAAUUCUGAAACGACACCUAAUGUCCGUACUACACUUGAAACACACAGCACUGCGGUCAGCGGUACAGUGUCAACAGCAACAGCAGUUCAUCUUACAACAUCUGCAUUGCCACAAUCUAUCACCAGUGUGGAAACUGAAUCAAAAACUACAAAUACCAUGAGGACAACAACUGGUGCAUCAACAAUUGCUGAAAGUGCACCGCCUCCAACACCGGCAAAUACCUUCCCUGCUACAGCUGAAAGAGCAACGUUUGCCGCGACUUCAACACCUGCCAUUCACACAACAGCUGUAGAAAAAACAGUGGGUAUCUCCACAAAAAGUGUUGGUGCAACACAAGAACCACAGAGCACUACUGAUGUAACGUCGACUGCUAUCACCAGAACAUCGGAGGAAGCAACCACUACAUUGCCUGAAACUUCUGAAACAAGUAAUGUUCCUACUAGACCUCAAACACAGACAACUAACGGUCAUCCUCCAACAUCUGCAUUGCCACAAACUACUGCCAGUGUGGAAACUGAAGCAAAAACAAAUACUGUCUCAACAGCGUUUGGAGAAUCAAUGAUUACUGAAAGUGCACCACCUCCAACACCUGGCAUUCACUCAUCAGCUAUAGAAAAAACACAGAGUAUCCCUGCAAAAACAACUGUUGGAGCAACACAAGAAGAUUCAACCGCUAUCACUAAACCAUCCUCAGAACCAACCAAUACAUUGCCAGACAUCUCUGAAACGAACAAAACACCAACAACAUCUGCGUCUCUGGGUAAUGCACAGUUGCAAACGCUGAAUGCAAAUUUCUCCAGCUUUGAAUCGUUGACGCUGCUGAGCCCUAGCCAAGUAGCUGAGCUGACACUGAGCUCCGGAGCGUUGAACAGCACCAAUCAGAUCGACGCUGUGUUCGACCGCCUGGAGGACGGCGACGCUUUCAAGAACGUGGAGGAGUUCCUGACGACUCUAACCGCAAAACCUGAGAAUCCUGAUAUCACCCCUGCUGUGAGAGACGUGAUGAUGAACCGAACCUUCGUAAUCAUUGCACCCAAGCUCCAGGAAUUUGCGGCUCCUGACUGGGAAGUGUGGUUCACCGUGAAGCUCAUCCCCAUCCUCCCCAGUUUCACCGCAGAAAUGCUGCUAGAGGUCACAGCUGACGUCAACUGCACCAACUACCACGUGAUUGUUGAGGGAAUGGGAGAUGUUUUCCUCGAAAUGACAUCCACCAGGAGGCAGGAGAUAACCAGGGUUCUGGUGGAGCGCCUGAAGGAGUUUGCCGUCCAAUUCAACAGUCCAGAUUGCAGAAAGGACAUCGGAAGCGAUGCUGAGUGGCUUGACAUCAACUUGGGUCUAUUCUCCAAGGUGGCCAAUUACACAGACCUCAAGGAGCUGAACAUCAGCGGGCUGGCAGCUUUGGAAUCCCUGUCACCUGACCAGAAAGCGGAGCUGCUGUUGGAUCCAUCCACGGGUGCUAUUGAAAAUGUGACCGUGGUGAAGGAGGUGUUGAGCAGCAUCCUAAAAUCCCGAGAUGAGGAGCAGCUAGAGAAAUUCUUUGAAACGUUUGUGGAGGUCAGCAAGGAGGAAAACAUCACCUACAUCACCAAUGCAGGCGUUCGGGACGCAAUUCUGAACCUGACUUUGACGGCUCUGGCUCCCAAAUUCCCUCUCUUCCAAACCAGUGACUACGAGCUGUGGUUCCAAAUUAAUCUCGUGGUCCUGCUGGCCAGCUUCCGUCCUUCAGUUCUGGUGGUGAUCCCCGCCAACCUCACCUGUGACUCUUACGAUGCAGUAUUGAAAGGCCUGGAGAACGCUUUGGCAGUUCUCCCAUCUGGAAUUGGAGUGGAGUUGAAGUCAAGUAUAGGUGAACUUCGACAGUCAGCACCAGAAGGCUGCACGCCUCCUCGCCCUGUCGGUGUCUGCGAAGAAACAGUAGUGGACGAGGUGAGGCUGUGUGAAAGUGUCAACCGCGAUGGACUUGGGAGCCAGGUUCCUUCCUCGGAUCGGCUGUGCGACUUCGGCAUCUCUGAAUAUGCCUGCUCUUCGGUUGCAUCAUCUCUGUCCUCUGGCGACCUCGUCACGCUGCUGACUUGCAAGCAGCCGAACAGCACGACCGGCGCGGAGGCGUGGAAGCUUUUCUUCCAGAAAGUCGCGGGAGUCCUGGAGGUUGCUCUGUCAGCGUACUCCAGCACAAACCUCAGUGACCGUCAGCCUGAGCCCCACGUUCUCGAUGCCAUCGGAGAGGUCAAAGUCAACAACUUCAGCGCCACACAGCUGACGGAUGUCAGCUUCGUUGCCCACUGGUUCCAGGGAAGGCUGAGACCAUUCUUGCCAGCAGCCUCAAAGGACUUCCUGUCCUGCCUUAGCUCCAAGAACUUCAGUUGCGACACCUACCAAGUUGUGGUGCAGGCACUCAGUCGUCAGGCGUCCCUCAUGGAGGUGGGGCAACAACGGCUCGUCUUCGCUGAUUUCGUCCUUCUCUUCCUCUCUCGAGAUGACCUAGCAGAUCCUGCCUGUCUUGCUAAGACCACGAGCAGCGCUGACUGGCUGGAGAAGAACUUUGGCAACUUCUCUGUCUACGCUACCUUGGAGCAGUUGCAAACGCUGAAUGCAAAUUUCUCCAGCUUUGAAUCGUUGACGCUGCUGAGCCCUAGCCAAGUAGCUGAGCUGACACUGAGCUCCGGAGCGUUGAACAGCACCAAUCAGAUCGACGCUGUGUUCGACCGCCUGGAGGACGGCGACGCUUUCAAGAACGUGGAGGAGUUCCUGACGACUCUAACCGCAAAACCUGAGAAUCCUGAUAUCACCCCUGCUGUGAGAGACGUGAUGAUGAACCGAACCUUCGUAAUCAUUGCACCCAAGCUCCAGGAAUUUGCGGCUCCUGACUGGGAAGUGUGGUUCACCGUGAAGCUCAUCCCCAUCCUCCCCAGUUUCACCGCAGAAAUGCUGCUAGAGGUCACAGCUGACGUCAACUGCACCAACUACCACGUGAUUGUUGAGGGAAUGGGAGAUGUUUUCCUCGAAAUGACAUCCACCAGGAGGCAGGAGAUAACCAGGGUUCUGGUGGAGCGCCUGAAGGAGUUUGCCGUCCAAUUCAACAGUCCAGAUUGCAGAAAGGACAUCGGAAGCGAUGCUGAGUGGCUUGACAUCAACUUGGGUCUAUUCUCCAAGGUGGCCAAUUACACAGACCUCAAGGAGCUGAACAUCAGCGGGCUGGCAGCUUUGGAAUCCCUGUCACCUGACCAGAAAGCGGAGCUGCUGUUGGAUCCAUCCACGGGUGCUAUUGAAAAUGUGACCGUGGUGAAGGAGGUGUUGAGCAGCAUCCUAAAAUCCCGAGAUGAGGAGCAGCUAGAGAAAUUCUUUGAAACGUUUGUGGAGGUCAGCAAGGAGGAAAACAUCACCUACAUCACCAAUGCAGGCGUUCGGGACGCAAUUCUGAACCUGACUUUGACGGCUCUGGCUCCCAAAUUCCCUCUCUUCCAAACCAGUGACUACGAGCUGUGGUUCCAAAUUAAUCUCGUGGUCCUGCUGGCCAGCUUCCGUCCUUCAGUUCUGGUGGUGAUCCCCGCCAACCUCACCUGUGACUCUUACGAUGCAGUAUUGAAAGGCCUGGAGAACGCUUUGGCAGUUCUCCCAUCUGGAAUUGGAGUGGAGUUGAAGUCAAGUAUAGGUGAACUUCGACAGUCAGCACCAGAAGGCUGCACGCCUCCUCGCCCUGUCGGUGUCUGCGAAGAAACAGUAGUGGACGAGGUGAGGCUGUGUGAAAGUGUCAACCGCGAUGGACUUGGGAGCCAGGUUCCUUCCUCGGAUCGGCUGUGCGACUUCGGCAUCUCUGAAUAUGCCUGCUCUUCGGUUGCAUCAUCUCUGUCCUCUGGCGACCUCGUCACGCUGCUGACUUGCAAGCAGCCGAACAGCACGACCGGCGCGGAGGCGUGGAAGCUUUUCUUCCAGAAAGUCGCGGGAGUCCUGGAGGUUGCUCUGUCAGCGUACUCCAGCACAAACCUCAGUGACCGUCAGCCUGAGCCCCACGUUCUCGAUGCCAUCGGAGAGGUCAAAGUCAACAACUUCAGCGCCACACAGCUGACGGAUGUCAGCUUCGUUGCCCACUGGUUCCAGGGAAGGCUGAGACCAUUCUUGCCAGCAGCCUCAAAGGACUUCCUGUCCUGCCUUAGCUCCAAGAACUUCAGUUGCGACACCUACCAAGUUGUGGUGCAGGCACUCAGUCGUCAGGCGUCCCUCAUGGAGGUGGGGCAACAACGGCUCGUCUUCGCUGAUUUCGUCCUUCUCUUCCUCUCUCGAGAUGACCUAGCAGAUCCUGCCUGUCUUGCUAAGACCACGAGCAGCGCUGACUGGCUGGAGAAGAACUUUGGCAACUUCUCUGUCUACGCUACCUUGGAGCAGUUGCAAACGCUGAAUGCAAAUUUCUCCAGCUUUGAAUCGUUGACGCUGCUGAGCCCUAGCCAAGUAGCUGAGCUGACACUGAGCUCCGGAGCGUUGAACAGCACCAAUCAGAUCGACGCUGUGUUCGACCGCCUGGAGGACGGCGACGCUUUCAAGAACGUGGAGGAGUUCCUGACGACUCUAACCGCAAAACCUGAGAAUCCUGAUAUCACCCCUGCUGUGAGAGACGUGAUGAUGAACCGAACCUUCGUAAUCAUUGCACCCAAGCUCCAGGAAUUUGCGGCUCCUGACUGGGAAGUGUGGUUCACCGUGAAGCUCAUCCCCAUCCUCCCCAGUUUCACCGCAGAAAUGCUGCUAGAGGUCACAGCUGACGUCAACUGCACCAACUACCACGUGAUUGUUGAGGGAAUGGGAGAUGUUUUCCUCGAAAUGACAUCCACCAGGAGGCAGGAGAUAACCAGGGUUCUGGUGGAGCGCCUGAAGGAGUUUGCCGUCCAAUUCAACAGUCCAGAUUGCAGAAAGGACAUCGGAAGCGAUGCUGAGUGGCUUGACAUCAACUUGGGUCUAUUCUCCAAGGUGGCCAAUUACACAGACCUCAAGGAGCUGAACAUCAGCGGGCUGGCAGCUUUGGAAUCCCUGUCACCUGACCAGAAAGCGGAGCUGCUGUUGGAUCCAUCCACGGGUGCUAUUGAAAAUGUGACCGUGGUGAAGGAGGUGUUGAGCAGCAUCCUAAAAUCCCGAGAUGAGGAGUAG
This is a messenger RNA of Labeo rohita (rohu), 6096 nucleotides long. RefSeq lists its product as uncharacterized. The coding region runs from base 1 to 6096 and encodes 2031 amino acids. The transcript is spliced from 39 exons. NCBI's taxonomy places the organism in Eukaryota, Metazoa, Chordata, Actinopteri, Cypriniformes, Cyprinidae. The record is from RefSeq and is a predicted model, not a curated record.